AUGAUUUCUGCCUGGCUGUGGCUACUUUGCCUCUCUGUUAUUCAGGCUUUUGCCACUGAGACCCAGCCUGCAGAAAGCCUGCAUACAGAAGUCCCUGAAAACUAUCGUGGAAAUUUCCCUUUUUACAUACUCAAGUUGCCACUACCUGUGGAGAAGGAUGGAGGCCAGAUUGUCCUAUCAGGAGACUCAGGCACAGGAGCUCAAAACACCUUUGUUGUGGAUCCAGAUUCAGGCUUUCUGAUGACAAUGAGGGCCCUGGACCGGGAGGAAAAGGCAGAGUACCAACUACAGGUCACCUUGGAGUCUGAGGAUGGACAUGUCUUGUGGGGUCCACAGCUUGUGAUUGUGCAUGUGAAAGAUGAGAAUGACCAGGUACCCCAAUUCUCUCAGGCCAUCUACAGAGCUCAGCUGAGCCAGGGCACCAGGCCUGGUGUCCCCUUUCUCUUGCUUGAGGCUUCUGAUGGGGAUGCACCAGGCACAGCUAACUCGGACCUUCGCUUCCACAUUCUGAGCCAGUCCCCAGCUCAGCCUUUACCAGAUAUGUUCCAGCUGGACCCUCAACUAGGGACGCUGACCCUUAGUCCCAGCGGAAGCACCAGCCUAGACCAGGCCCGUGAAGAGACGUAUCAGCUACUGGUGCAGGUCAAGGACAUGGGUGACCAGCCUUCAGGCCACCAGGCUAUCGCGACUGUGGAGAUCUCCAUCGUAGAGAACAGCUGGGCACCCCUAGAGCCUGUUCACCUGGCAGAGAAUCUCAGAGUUGCAUACCCACACCGCAUUGCCCAGGUGCACUGGAGUGGCACGGAUGUGCAUUAUCAGCUGGAGAGCCAGCCUCCAGGACCCUUCGAUGUGGAUACGGAGGGGAGCAUUCACGUGACCAUGGAGCUGGACCGCGAGGCCCAGGCUGAGUACCAGCUCCGAGUCCGAGCUCAGAAUUCCCGCGGUGAGGACUACGCAGAACCCCUGGAGGUCCAGGUGGUGGUGACGGAUGAAAAUGACAACGCACCUGUCUGCUCCCCACAUGACCCCACAGUCAGCAUCCCUGAGCUCAGCCCCCCAGGAACUGAAGUGGCCAGGCUCUCGGCAGAGGAUUUGGAUGCCCCCGGAACACCCAAUUCCCACAUUGUGUAUCAGUUGUUGAGCCCUGAGCCCGAAGAGGGGGCUGAAAACAAAGCCUUCGAGUUAGAUUCCACCUCAGGCAGUGUCACACUGGGAACGGCCCCACUGCACGCUGGCCAGAAUAUCCUGCUUCAGGUGCUGGCUGUUGACUUAGCAGGAUCAGAGGGUGGCCUCAGCAGCACCUGCGAGGUGGCAGUCAUGGUCACAGACAUCAACAACCACGCCCCUGAGUUCAUCAGUACCCAGAUUGGGCCUGUGAGUCUUCCGGAGGACACAGAGCCUGGGGCUCUGGUGGCCACACUCAUGGCCACUGAUGCUGACCUGGAGCCUGCCUUCUGCCUUAUGGACUUUGCCAUCGAAGAAGGAGACCCAGAAGGAAUCUUUGACCUGUCCUGGGAGCCGGACUCUGACCGUGUCCAGCUCAGACUCCAGAAGAGCCUCAGCUACGAAGCAGCUCCUGAUCACAAGGUGGUGGUGGUGGUGCGGAGCGUAGAGGAACUGGUGGGCCCAGGCCCAGGCCCUGCAGCCACAGCCACGGUGACUAUACUGGUGGAGAGGGUGAUACCCCCCCUCACAUUGGACCAAGAGAGCUAUGAGACCAGCAUCCCAGUCAGCACUCCAGCUGGCUCCCUCCUGCUGACCAUCCAACCCUCAGACACUAUGAGCAGAACUCUCAGGUUCUCCCUGGUCAAUGACUCAGAGGGCUGGCUCUGCAUUAAGGAGGUAUCUGGGGAGGUACACACAGCCCAGUCCCUGCAGGGUGCCCAGCCUGGAGACACAUACACAGUGCUUGUGAAGGCCCAAGACACAGCUGAGCCAGGGCUGAGCACUUCUGCCACCGUUGUGGUCCACUUCCUGAAGGCCUCUCCUGUCCCAGCAUUGACUCUGGCCUCUGGACCCAGCCGACACCUCUGUACACCCCGCCAAGACUAUGGUGUGGUUGUGAGUGGGGUCAGUGAAGACCCUGACCUGGCCAACAGGAAUGGUCCCUACAGCUUUGCUCUUGGUCCCAAUCCCACUGUGCAGCGAGAUUGGCGCCUCCAGCCUCUCAAUGAUUCCCACGCCUACCUCACCUUGGCAUUGCAUUGGGUAGAGCCUGGUGAAUACCUGGUACCUGUGGUUGUCCACCAUGAUACCCAUAUGUGGCAACUCCAGGUCGAAGUCAUCGUGUGUCGCUGCAAUGUAGAGGGUCAGUGCAUGCGCAAGGUGGGUCGCAUGGAGGGAAUGCCCACGAAGCUCUCAGCGGUGGGUGUCCUCUUGGGUACCCUGGCAGCGAUAGGCUUUAUUCUCACCCUGGUCUUCACACACCUGGCCCUGGCAAGGAAGGACCUGGAUCAGCCAGCAGACAGCGUGCCCCUGAAGGCAGCGGUGUGA
Apodemus sylvaticus (European woodmouse) is the source of this 2493-nucleotide messenger RNA. RefSeq names its product cadherin 16 (gene Cdh16). Gene Ontology annotation, molecular function: calcium ion binding; cadherin binding. The record is from RefSeq and is a predicted model, not a curated record. The coding region runs from base 1 to 2493 and encodes 830 amino acids. NCBI's taxonomy places the organism in Eukaryota, Metazoa, Chordata, Mammalia, Rodentia, Muridae. The transcript is spliced from 17 exons. Gene Ontology annotation, cellular component: adherens junction; membrane; catenin complex. Gene Ontology annotation, biological process: adherens junction organization; calcium-dependent cell-cell adhesion; homophilic cell-cell adhesion.